AUGCGUAUGCAGUGGGAUUCAGCAGAACUCCCUCCCCUUGGCAGUCAAAGCAUUAGCCACAAUGAUAACGAUAAUGCCGAAAAAGGCUUGUGUGACGCAUCACAAAGUCCUCCGAAAAUACCGCCCUCUGCCCAUAUUUCUUCAGAGGCAACAUCAACCGUCAACAAAACCAUCGACCCAUCUAGGACCUCAAUUGAACGACCAGCAAAGCCCGUGCCGAUGCCGAACCUCGAAGUUACCAAGUCAAUACGAGUAAUAGAUAAGUCAGUUAGUCGAUGGGUACUAUUCCAUCUAUGGUUCAAUACAUACCGGAAGCUGUUCCUCUUGUGCACUUCGCUAAACCUAACUGCGAUGAUAUCGGCUGAACUUGGUCACUUCUCUUACGCCAUACAUAACUCUGGAGCAAUGGUGCUUGGAAACCUUCUCGUCGCAGUACUUAUGAGAAAUGAAUUAUUCCUAAGAUUGCUAUACACAAUGGCUAUCUACGGAUUGCGUAGCCUAGUGGGCUCCUCUACGGAUACGUUUGGCAGCAACCUCGACUUUACAACAUAUUGGAGGCCUUCACUCUGGAUGCGGGCUAUCAGCAGCUGUUUGGUUUAUCCUCAAAACUAUACACAUGAUACGAAACCGAGGAAUGCAGCACAGCUCCGUUAUUGCCACAGGUGCCAUCACAAGUACACUGAUCUGCAUAUCAGUUCUCAGUGCCUUCCCUUGGCUUCGCAAAUGACCUGGGUGUUUGUUAUCCUCAGCAACCUCAACGACAUUAAUCGCAAGAAAGGGCAAUCUGACGUCAGCAUUAUUCUGGGUGGACAGGAACUGUGGUUUGCUUUUUUUAUUACAAUACUUGUUGCCCUACCAUGGGCCACGCUUCGAGAGGUCUCAGUGCAAGUAGAACUUCCUUCGCCUAGACUUACUAUUAUUCGAUUCAACCGAGGUAUGCAACAAGGGCUCGUUGGAAGGAUCAGUCGUACUGCCGUUAAGGAGUUCCAUGCCUUUGGAAUUAUCAGCGAAGGCAUUGAGUCUCCAUACCACUAUAUGGUUUGUGGUGUCCAAGGUGACUUUACAAAAAGUAUGCUCUCACAUCCACCGGCGACACUGUGGACAAGGGAGCUCAAGUUCACUGGCAUCGGUCAUGCCUCAGCUAUGUACAAAAGGGGAAUCAGGAUCUGUACAGGAACAGGUAUAGGAGCUGCGCUAUCUACCUGCAUUCAGAGUCCAGACUGGUUUCUUAUCUGGAUUGGCUCUGAUCAAGAAAAGGCCUUUGGUGUAACAAUAUACGACCUAAUCCAGAAGCAUAUCGAUCCUAAGCGGAUGAUUUUGUGGGAUACAAAAAAGGAAGGUCGGCGACCUGACACAAUGCAGCUUCUAAAGGAGACUUGGGAACGCUUUGAAGCUGAAGUUGUUUUUAUUACGUCUAAUAGAAAGGGUAACGAUGAAAUAAUGCAGGGAUGCUAUACAGCUAACAUACCUGCGUUUGGUACCCUUUGGGACUUUUAG
Fusarium mangiferae is the source of this 1497-nucleotide messenger RNA. RefSeq lists its product as uncharacterized. The record is from RefSeq and is a predicted model, not a curated record. The transcript is spliced from 9 exons. NCBI's taxonomy places the organism in Eukaryota, Fungi, Ascomycota, Sordariomycetes, Hypocreales, Nectriaceae. Bases 1 to 1497 code for a protein of 498 amino acids.